This is a messenger RNA of Hydractinia symbiolongicarpus, 2732 nucleotides long. RefSeq lists its product as uncharacterized. Bases 893 to 1246 code for a protein of 117 amino acids. The transcript is spliced from 3 exons. The record is from RefSeq and is a predicted model, not a curated record. Lineage: Eukaryota; Metazoa; Cnidaria; Hydrozoa; Anthoathecata; Hydractiniidae.
UUAUUUGAUAAAUCCAUAAUGGCAGACUUAUUUGUGACAUUUGGCCUUACACUAUGUGGAUUUAUAGUUUUUGUUGCUUAUUUAAGCCAAGGGAAAACGUUUUAACGAAAUAUUAGAAGGCAGCAGAAAUAAACGUGACUAUACUGUGGAGAAUAAAAUACAAUGUUGAUGUCUUGUGCGGGAUAUCUCAUCAUUAAAAGAUUGUCUUUAGUAAUCGCUGUAUAUACACCAUUACUUCCAUCGCAAAACAGUUGUGGUCUCUUUUAGUCCAGUUCAAGUCACUGCCUUAUAUAUUAGGUGUACAAUAGGUUUUGUGUAUAUAUAGGUUUUGGUUAUAUUAUGUUUAUGGACUUGUGUUUAGUUACAACUGCUUCUUAGGACUUCUUGUCAGUGUAGGAUGGCUCAAACAAAACAAAGUAAGACAUAAAUAAAAGUAGAAAUAGAAGUGCUUCACACGUUACAUGUGACAAUGAUAGGUCUGCGAAACAUUUACCACGCAGGACGAUUUUUUUCUUCUCGUCUGCGGGUAUUUUUCCUUAAAAAAUCAAGUACAUGCCAUGUUGCUGUCAUGGUAUCAUUUUCCACCUGGUCUUUGGUGUUGUACGAGCCCUGGUAUACAAUGCAUGCCUUUUAAUAUAAACAAUAUUGGAUUUGGGGGAGGGGGGCCUGUCUACUUAACUUGUAGGGACAUUUUUCCUUUUACAACAAAAGUUUUCUCAAUAUAUUUGUGGAGGGUUGUAGGUCAAAGGAAUUGCUUGGCCUACUGAACUUUUCCAAUAACAAACAAUAUUGUGUAGCAAAAGGAUUAUUGUUUUUUAAAUAUUGAGUAAAUUGCUUCUAAAAUGAUUAUAGGCACCCAGCUAAUUAUUCCAUGUGAAUAAUAAAUUUAUUUAUGACAAUGAUUACCAGGCCUCAUUUUAUGGCACAAGGAAAAACGUUAAUAAUACCUUUUUUAAAACUAAUAUUUGAAAUGAGUUAUGUUUUUGUGCAUUUUGUAGCGUGUAACUGUAGCUCUCUAUACCACAUUGCUGAUGAAAAAUUGUUUGAAUUGUACUUUUUAGAAAAUCUCAAAAUGAGUUAUAUAAAAACAAGGAAUAUGAUUAAAAAAUGCAAGGGCAAAUUACAGCUUCCCCAAGAGAAAGGUGAAAUAAAUAACCAGAAAGCUGGUCUUGUUGAGUCAUUAGUUAGUGUUGUGGAAAAUCAACAAGACAAAAAUAAAAUUGAGGUAUAUAUAUUUCCCUGUUGACAAUUAUUAUCUCUGAUUAUUUCGUUGACAGCAGCCCUAUAUAAUAACAGCGGCAAUUUAAUUAUGAUAUACUUAUUAUUUUUACCAUUCUGUAAACUGUGCAGUCUAUUGCUGUAUUCAUUUUAUUUCUGUCUUAGAAACCUGCUUUAAAUUCUACUGGAAAGGGUAUGUCUUUCGUCUUUCUCAUGGAGGUUUUGGAGACUAAAAUUAAUAUCUCUUUAACAUUUAACAUUUUCAGUUCCAGGUAGUAUCGAUAUUGAAGAAGCAGAUAUAAAAGCAGCAGUAUAUUGCUCAGAACUGCAAGAUAUAUUUAGUGGAAAGGUAAAGUUUUUUCAUAGUUUGUAUGAAAUAUUUUCCUCCCCUUUUUUUCUUUUUCAUUUUUGAAUUAGCAGUUUUCACCUAUGUGCAUCACCUAAAAACAAAUUAUUGCCUUUUAAGGUAUAUUAAACCGAGGAUCUUCUGAUGACGAAGAAGAUCCUGACUGGCUAACAGUAACUGCUAUUAACAUUAAUCAAAAGAGGGAAGAAAUAAAAAACAGAGCAUUAAGUUCAUUUGCUAAGUAUUCGCAAUUUUUUGUGUUGUUAAAGUUAAUUUUAAGUUGAUUAUACUUACUUGAUGCAUAAAUAUUGUUAGAAUGUUGCUACGUUCUCCAAAAAUAGAAACUAAUUUUUUUAAUUUUAUUUAAGGUAAUGAAGUAAAUUCUCCACCUAUCGAAGCAGAUAAAAAUGGUAAAUACAAAUAGAAGUAUUAUACUUAUACACUCACAAAUUAUGACUGAAACUAAUACAAGAAAUCGUUACCUACCUUUAGGCACAAGUGAAGAGUUAAAUAACAAGAUACCAGAACUAAUAGGUAUAUUUAAAUUCCUGCUGACCGAUCAAUAUCACCCUGAAAAAAAUGUUGCUUUUACCGGACUAACGAUGCAAAUGCUUAUGGAAUAAAAGAAGAUAGAUACUAUGAAAUUAUAUUCAACCCUACCAUCAAGUGCGCGCCAGAGAAUGAUACUAUGCAGGAUAAAAUAUAGGUUAAAAACAUGAGGAAAUCGAACAGUAUCUGCAAAUGGAAAUCAAAGAGCGGAAUGGAGUCGCGAAAAAUGGAUUACUAGGCGUCAAUGUUAUCACUACGGGCGACAGAAUUGGGCCAUUAGCAGCAGGAUUUGGGGCUCCCCUGUGCAUUGCUAUGGGGGGUAACGCAUUGGCUAUGGGAAUCGGGCAGGCUGGCCAGAGGAAUGCUUCAAAAAAAUUAGAUGUCAAAUCACAGAGACAUGAGAGUAUUAGAUUACUAGACGAAUCAAAAUUGAAUUUCGCCGUUGAUUUUGCAUCAAAGGAAUCGAAAACGGGGUUAUUAGUAACUAUGAGUUUAGUCUAAUCAUGCAAGAAAAACAGCGAUAUAUGGUGCUAAAAGAGCAAAUUCCCUAACGACUUAACCCUAUUCGGUCCGGAGUUUCUCGAACAUAAUAUGACCGGGGGCGGAAUCCGCCCCCCCC